This is a messenger RNA of Ambispora gerdemannii, 1008 nucleotides long. Lineage: Eukaryota; Fungi; Glomeromycota; Glomeromycetes; Archaeosporales; Ambisporaceae. The record is from the annotation of a GenBank genome assembly.
AUGAACCACAUGAACGAAUACGAAAUGCUGGAAUUCGUUGAUUUUACUCUUCAAUACAAGAUAGAUCAUCCUGAAUCUAACGUACGCGAAAUAACCCAAAAGUACAAUGAGUCAAAGCAAGCCAAUGGCACUGGCAAGUCAAAAUUAUUACGAGAAUUAGCAGUUGAAAAAGACGUCUUUGUGGUGUAUAUUUAUUUGCGUGAUUCAAUAACGAUGGGCUACCCAAAGCGUUCCACCAUUGCUGAUAUAAUCGCUGAAAAGAGUUUUUCAAAAGCUCACUAUUUUAUCUUCUUAUUGGCUUUGUUUGGUAUGUGUUCAGAAUUCUUGGAUCAGCAACUUCGUGAAAAUGCGAAAAAGACAUGUGAUCGUGUGAUGGAGCAGAUGAAAUUGCAAGAGAUCUCGACUGAUGUUGUAGAAAAGAUAGCAAAUCACUAUAAAAACCUUAUGGUUACUUUGAAAAAAUUGAGCAACACCUCUCCAUUUAAGAUGUUAGUCUUUGACGAAGCUGGUGCAUUGAUUGAUAGCAACAACACUUUUAAUGACAAGGGUGAUUUCUAUCACUUACGAAAGGCACUACAGGCUAUUUCACGUGAAAGUUUUAUGGCACUUUUCACAGACACUCUCAAAAGUUUCAAAUUUCUCUUCUGGAAAAUGCCACGACUCAUCCAGCAAACAGACAUUGAUGAAGCAACUGUCAUAGAAUUUGUCAUGGAGAAAAUUCUUUGCGAUAUGACGAAAGCUAGGUACAUAUAUGAGAAAAGAGUCAAUUCAUAUACAUUCAUCGAGACGGUGACAGAAGCACUAGUAAUUCUUGGUCCACGACUUUAUUUGAAAAUUUCAAGUCUUUUACAGCAAGCCUCCAAGUUAGUUAGUAAUCAUAUGAGGAUUUUGCGUCAUGUUGAUGAUGAACGGGAAUUACUUAUCACUAUAUCUCCAAGUGAAUUCAUGUUAGCCGAGGCUGCGAGUCAUACCAUGAAUUGUCCUGGAAUAUUUGAAUCACCUAGUUAA